Nannospalax galili (Upper Galilee mountains blind mole rat) is the source of this 695-nucleotide messenger RNA. Its product is annotated as histone H2A type 1-B/E. The record is from RefSeq and is a predicted model, not a curated record. The transcript has a single exon. Gene Ontology annotation, molecular function: protein heterodimerization activity; structural constituent of chromatin; DNA binding. NCBI's taxonomy places the organism in Eukaryota, Metazoa, Chordata, Mammalia, Rodentia, Spalacidae. The coding region runs from base 136 to 528 and encodes 130 amino acids. Gene Ontology annotation, cellular component: nucleosome.
GCCAUUGGCUUAAGUGAAUAUUUAAAUCCUGGCCAAUGAAAUCGCUCACUUUUCGCGCCCUGCGUUGACUAUAAAUUCAUCUGCAGCGAGUAUUUGGGUGUAGGCUGGAACGACUCUUAUAGCUUUAUUUCUACGAUGUCUGGACGCGGCAAACAGGGCGGCAAGGCGCGCGCCAAGGCCAAGACCCGCUCGUCCCGGGCCGGCCUGCAGUUCCCCGUGGGCCGCGUGCACCGGCUGCUGCGCAAGGGCAACUACUCGGAGCGGGUGGGCGCCGGCGCCCCGGUCUACCUGGCGGCCGUGCUGGAGUACCUGACGGCCGAGAUCCUGGAGCUGGCGGGCAACGCGGCCCGCGACAACAAGAAGACGCGCAUCAUCCCGCGCCACCUGCAGCUGGCCAUCCGCAACGACGAGGAGCUCAACAAGCUGCUGGGCCGCGUCACCAUCGCGCAGGGCGGCGUCCUGCCCAACAUCCAGGCCGUGCUGCUGCCCAAGAAGACCGAGAGCCACCACAAGGCCAAGGGCAAAUAAGCCGGAACCGUUUUAGAACAAAGGCUCUUUUCAGAGCCACUCACCUUCUCAGUAAAGUGCUGGCAUUCUGAAAUUUUUUAGGACUUUUACAAAUGAAAUUGAAGUCCCACUUUAAAUGUAAAUUGCCUCUGUGCAACCUCCAGAUUAUGUUAUACAGUCACGGUUUU